Messenger RNA from Asparagus officinalis (garden asparagus), 2542 nucleotides. RefSeq names its product BTB/POZ domain-containing protein At3g44820. Gene Ontology annotation, molecular function: protein binding. The transcript has 3 exons. The record is from RefSeq and is a predicted model, not a curated record. Bases 498 to 2414 code for a protein of 638 amino acids. Lineage: Eukaryota; Viridiplantae; Streptophyta; Magnoliopsida; Asparagales; Asparagaceae.
ACAGUGCAUAUACUUUUUGGCUACUAGCCUCUGUCGAAAACCUUUAGCCAUGUUCCUAGAGCGGGUCGAAUUGGGUUUAGGCGGGCUGAUUUCUCGGCCUUAACCUCGCUAGGAUUGGUCGCGAGGACAGGCCCCUUUUCCAUAAUUGCAUUGGUUUCGCACCUGAGAUACGAGUAGAUGACGAAACUUUGGUUGUGUAAUAAUAAGCUCAGGCCGUCGCUAUUUGCAUUUCUAUCGCUUGGGAGAACAUUGCUGCGAAACCCAUCGUAUCCUUAUAUGCUGCUGGUUGCUAUAUAAUCAAAGUCAUGUGCCGGUGCUCUUCAUCUAUGGAUUAGGCUGUUCCAGGCGAUGAUCUGCUCCGUUCGUCAUGAUCUAAAUGGCUCAAAACAUCUAUAGUACAAAAAAUCUAACAUAUAUUUUUCAUUGUCUUUUUGGUUAUAUUGUCGUAAAGCCGUUAAUUUUACAAUCAGUUCCUGCAUGAGUAACUACAACCCAAUAUGCCCAUUUUUUUUUUGUUUAUAUACAAUCCAAAACAUAUAAGUCAAAAUGAACGGAGCGGAUCGAGUAAAAUGAUUGCAUAUAAUCUAGUUCUGGAGGCGCUACUUAGGAACACUUUUUCUAUAUAUGAUCUUAAUGCUUUCUUGUACUGUAGGUUUUGCAGAAAUGUUCUUCCAAGUGAUAUUGCUAUUGAGAUUGAGGAUGUGUUCUUCCAUCUCCACAAGUUUCCGCUCUUGUCAAAAUGUGGAAAGAUUGCAAGAAUUGUAGGAGAUUCUAAAAAUGAGAAAGAAGAUGUAUAUCAUAUAAUAGGAUGUCCGGGGGGGCCUGAUGGAUUUUACCUUGUAGCACAGUUUUGCUAUGGAAUCACGGUGGAAUUAACACCCAAGAACAUAUUAAUGGUGUGUUCUGCAGCAGAAUAUCUUGAAAUGACAGAAGAAUUCGGAGAAGGUAACUUAUUGGCCAUGACAGAGAGCUUCAUUCACAAAGAUAUCCUCCGAAGCUGGAAAAAUUGCAUACUGGCCCUUCAAAGUGCACAGCAUUCUAUUUUCAAAGCGGAAACGCUCCCAAUUGUGAGCAAAUGUCUUAAUUCGCUCUCAACAAUGGUAUGUACUGAUCUUAGCCUAUUUGGAUGGCCUAUGAUGAUGUAUGGAAGUUUACAAAGCCCUGGAGGUAGUAUCUUAUGGAAUGGAAUAAACACAGGGGCUCGGAUUAGAAGCUCAGUAUCUGACUGGUGGUUUGAAGACAUUUCAGGCCUCAGCGUGCCAAUGUUUCAUAAGUUAAUGGAAAUAAUGGACAAGAGAGGGGUAAGAUCAGAAAAUAUAGCCAGUGCACUUAUGUACUAUGCGAAAAAACAUUUACCUGGUCUUGACCGAUGGCAGAGUUUUAGUUUAGUACCAUCUGUUGAUCCGAAGGACCUAUUGGAAAAGAUUACAGUGUUGCUCCCUGAAAAGAAGGGAAAAUCAUACUGCAGAUUCUUGUUAGGACUUCUACGAAUUGCUUCCAUACUAAACGCUUGCAAGCCAUGCAAGGACUCUCUGGAGAGAAAAAUUGGCAUGCAACUUGAACUGGCAACACUUGAUGAUCUUUUGAUUCCUAGCUUCUCAGAUUCCUAUAAUCUAUAUGAUACGGAUUGCAUUGAGCGGAUUGUAAGGUAUUUCUUAUCAUCUCAGGCAUCUUGUAUCCCGCCUUUUUCUCCUUCAUCUGAUCCUGAACUUUCUCCAUCCUCUAGUCCUUUAAGUACAGUUACAAAAUUAAUAGAUAGUUACCUUGUUGAGAUUGCUCCUGAUGUAAACUUGACUCCCGAAAAGAUGCGCUGUCUUCUGGUGGCUCUUCCAGAGUCCUUAAGAUCGCUGGAUGAUGGACUGUACCGAGCACUUGAUGUCUAUUUCAAGGCACACCCUUGGCUUUCACACAAUGAAAGGGAGAAUCUCUGCAGCAUUAUAAACUGUGGAAAGCUCUCCAUUGAUGCAUGUAGCCAUGCAUCACAGAAUGAUCGGUUGCCUCUGAGGUUCGUCCUCCAAGUACUUUUCUUCGAGCAAUUGCAGCUACGAACAACUAUUUCCAAUUGCCUUAAUGGCUUGGAAGGCGACAGCGCACCAACUAACACCGCGAACGACACAGUUGGAACAAUUGUGCAGAGGGAUGGGUGGGUUUCUCUUAUACAGCAGAACCGAUACUUGAAAGUGGAUAUGGAGCGCAUGAGGUCGAGGGUCAGACAGUUGGAACGAGAACUCACGAACAUAAAACAUGAUAUGGGUAGUACUGGCAGAUCUCAUGGUUUGACUCGUAGCAAAUCUAGAACGCUUUGGUGUGUUCCUUUACUACCUGGGGCCAGUGAUGCAUCUCCGGCAAUCAUUCAAAGUACAGGCCCGAGCCCCAGAAGAUCAUCGGCGGGAUCACAUAUUUCUCGUACGUGAACGCAAACGCGUGUGUAAAUCAUUUCUUAAUUUGUUCAUAGUAACACUACCCGGAGAGUUACUUUCAUGUUUUCUUUGAGGAAAGCAGCACAGGGGUAGAUUGUUAAACGUGCAUGGUAGAGUUUGCA